Molecule: messenger RNA, 780 nt
Organism: Entrophospora candida
Lineage: Eukaryota; Fungi; Glomeromycota; Glomeromycetes; Entrophosporales; Entrophosporaceae
Source: the annotation of a GenBank genome assembly
AUGUCAAGUAUUAAUUCAGAACAAACUCAUGAUACUCAAAGUGAAAAUAGUUUUGCCGAAGAAUUUAUUGAAGAAACUUUAGAAUCAAAAAGUGUAUCACCAAAAAAUGCAUUAGCAUAUUCUAUAUUAUGUGAUUUGUUGGAUGAGUGUACGCUAGACAUUUUAUUGGAAACUCAUCGAGAAGCAAAAUUAGCGGCUUCUGUAUGUCAAUUAUGUAAUACGGAAUGUCGCUCAUUUGUUUCUCAACCAGGUUUAGAUAUUUUUGGAAAUAACCCUCAGCCUAAUAAUUCACCGCCAACUUUCGAAUGUGUAAGUUGUCGACGUACUUUUCCAUCAAAACGUUACGCACCACACUUGGAAAAAUGUAUGGGUCUGGCUGGUAGAAGUUCAAGUCGCGUUGCGAAUCUUCGCGAUAGAAAUCCUUCAUCACCUUACACUCCUCCAAUACUUUCUGAAGAUAACCCAGAACCAAGUGAUUCUGAUGGUGGUUUAUAUGUUGAAAAUAAAAGGAAAAAGAACAAUGAAAAAUCAAGAUCGUCAUCACCUGCUAAACCUCCUAAACAAAAGAAACAAAAAUUAUCAAUGCCGGAUUCAACGAAUGAAACACCAAAUCUAAUUGGAACUAGUGUUUCAAAGUUAAAAAUGGCGGCGGCACAAAGGAAAAACUCGGUAAGAUCAGACAGCCCAACGCCAUCAUCAGCAUCCAAUAGUCCACUUAGAAGUAGUUCACCAUUGAAACGUGUAACAACAUUACCAUCUUCAAAUACAAUAAAUGGUUGA